Molecule: messenger RNA, 8185 nt
Organism: Eupeodes corollae
Lineage: Eukaryota; Metazoa; Arthropoda; Insecta; Diptera; Syrphidae
Product: metabotropic glutamate receptor 2
Exons: 17
Coding region: 150-4013 (1287 amino acids)
Biological process (GO): G protein-coupled receptor signaling pathway
Cellular component (GO): membrane
Molecular function (GO): G protein-coupled receptor activity
Source: RefSeq, a predicted model, not a curated record
AAAAAAAAAUUAUAACUCAACAAUAAUCAGUGUUUAAAGUUUAUAGAAUUUUAAAAACUACCAAACGAACUUGUAAAACAGAAAUAUGUGAUAAAGUGUUUUAAAACAUUAAAAGAAGCUAUAACUCUUACAUAUCUGCUUUGUAUCUCAUGAAGAUGAUAUCAUUACCAAAAUUUGCUCUACGAACCUCCAUACUACUCUUUAAUUUACUUUGCUUAAGUAUCGUAAAUGGUAACUUCAAUUCUUCAACAUCAAGAACUAAAACAUUAAAUCCAACAGACUACUGGGUACGUAACAUGAUGAGAUCGCAGCAAAUUGUAACAAAACAUAUCAUAACCGAAAGCGAAAGUCCCGACAGUCCAAGAUUGAGGAAAAGAUUAAAUUAUAAUUUUCAUUCCAAAUUUACAAAUAAUAAUAAUAAGAACGACGAUAGCAGUGGGAGUAGUAAUGAUUACAAAGGUCAUCAGCAGCGUCAUCAUCGAAGGAAAAGACAUCACUACCACUCACACCAGCAACGACAUCAUCAUAAUCCAAGCAGAAGCUUAGCUCAUGGCUAUUCGAUGGACAAUCAUGCAUAUCUAAAGGCGGACGGAGAUGUUGAGCACAUUGAUGUUAAUUUUAGCAACGAAGCAGGAACUGUGACAGCGGCCUCCACAAUUUUCAGCUACAAUAACGGAGGAGAUAAACUCCAUCCCCAACAGCAUUUCCACGAUCCUAGUAAGAGUUUUCGUCAUCAUAAUGAAGACUUGAUGGCUCUUCAACACUAUCAUUUCUCUCACCAACAAAGAGAAAUUAAUUUCGAAUACGAUGCAAUCGAUCGUAUGUAUCCUGCCAAAGUAGAAGAUAGUCCUGACGAACACCUUAGUUCGUACGUUCGUACUUUUACCUCGAUACCAGAUUACGUUUUUGAUGUUCCACUAUCCAUUCAAGAACAUAAUGCGGAUGACGAGCACGAACUGACAAAAAUUAAACAUAACAAAAAGCUAUUCAGGUCCUUACCGGAAAAUGAAAUUGAACUUCCAGAACAGCAUUUUAGCACUCGUCAUUGGCCUGUGAAACGGGAAGCUAUAGUUGAAGGCAGUUUAAUACUUGGUGGUCUGAUGAUGGUGCACUCUCGUGAAGAUACCAUAAUAUGUGGACCAAUAAUGCCACAAGGUGGGAUUCAGGCGUUGGAGGCGAUGCUUUACACAAUUGAUCGAAUCAAUGAGAUAAAGUUAUUGCCUAACAUAACAUUAGGCGCCCACAUCUUAGACGAUUGUGAUAAGGACUCAUAUGGUUUAGAGAUGGCAGUGGAUUUUAUUAAAGGUUCUAUAAGCAAUAUUGAUGAUGCUGAAUAUCAUUGCAAUAAAACUCAAGUGCGAAAGGUUAUAUCAGGAGUUGUUGGUGCAGCAUCUUCAGUGACAUCAAUACAAGUUGCAAAUUUACUUCGAUUAUUUCGAAUACCUCAGGUUUCAUUUUUCUCUACAAGCCCGGAAUUGAGCAACAAGCAACGUUUUGAGUAUUUUUCAAGAACAAUACCAUCGGAUCAUUACCAAGUUAAGGCUAUGGUUGAAAUCGUAAAACGAAUGGGUUGGAGUUAUGUGUCUAUUAUUUAUGAAGAAAGCAACUAUGGAAUAAAGGCUUUCGAAGAACUUGAAGAUUUACUUUCCCUUCACAACAUCUGUAUUGCAAUAAAGGAAAAGCUGGUCAAAGAUUCAGGAGUCGCUAAAGAGUUUGCAUAUGACAAUAUUGUUUUGAAACUGCUUACAAAGCCCAGAGCAAGAGGUGCUAUUAUUUUUGGAUCAGAUCAAGAAGUACGUGAGGUUAUGCGCGCUGUUCGUAGAAAUAAUGCAACUGGAGCCUUUUCAUGGAUCGGCUCGGAUGGAUGGAGUGCCAGAAAUCUCGUAUCAGAUGGCAAUGAACCCGAAGUUGAGGGAACUCUAUCUGUUCAACCACAAGCUAACCCAGUCAAAGGUUUCGAAGAAUACUUCCUUAAUUUAACUGUUGAAAACAAUGAAAGAAAUCCUUGGUUUAUUGAAUUUUGGGAAGAUCAUUUUCAAUGCCGCUACCCAAAGAGCGUUAGUACCCCAUACAACAAUUACAAUCGCACAUGCAAUGGUAAAGAGAAACUCACUCGCAGUAAUACUGACUUUGAGGAUCAAUUGCAAUUCGUAAGCGAUGCUGUUAUGGCGUUUGCAUAUGCUCUAAGGGCUAUGCAUAAUGAUCUCUGUGGGGGACUCCCUUCGCUAUGUGAUGCAAUGAAACCAACCAAGGGUGCAGAUUUGCUGAAAUAUCUUCGGAAUGUAAAUUUUACGGGUUUGAGUGGAGAUGAAUUUAGAUUCGAUGAAAAUGGUGAUGGUCCAGCCCGGUAUAAUAUUAUACACUUUAAACAAUCUGCCGUUGGUCAAUACGGUUGGGUAAAGGUGGGCGAAUAUUAUGAAGGCGAACUGCGAUUGAAUAUGUCAGAAGUCCAGUUUAAAUUAUUGGAUCCAAAACCUCCAGAGUCGGUGUGCAGUCUCCCUUGCGAACGAGGACAGGCUAAAAAAUACGUCGAAGGUGAAAGUUGUUGUUGGCAUUGCUUCAAUUGUUCGACAUACCAAAUCCGGCAUCCCAUUGAUGAGACUCAGUGUUUGACUUGCUCCUUGGGAACACUACCGGAUAUGACAAAAGAGUACUGCCGUGACUUGCCAGAAGUUUAUUUACGUCCAGAAUCGGCUUGGGCUAUUGGGGCGAUGGUAUUUAGUGCCACUGGCAUUUUAGUGACAUUAUUUGUUGGGGGAGUCUUUGUGCGCCACAAUGAUACGCCAAUCGUAAGAGCAUCCGGACGUGAGCUUAGUUACAUCUUAUUAGCUGGGAUACUUAUGUGCUAUGCGGUAACGUUUGCGUUAGUCCUUAAACCAACAAAUAUAGUUUGUGCUAUACAGAGGUUUAGUGUUGGGUUCUGCUUCACUGUUGUUUAUGCAGCACUUCUUACUAAAACGAAUCGCAUUGCAAGGAUAUUCAAAGCUGGAAAACAGUCGGCAAAGAGACCAUCUUUUAUAAGUCCCAAAUCGCAAUUGGUCAUUUGCUCAAUUCUUAUUUUUAUUCAGAUUCUAAUAAAUGGAGUUUGGAUGAUAAUUGCACCAUCGCACGCUAUGUACCAUUACCCGACAAGAGAGGACAAUCUUCUCGUCUGUGAUUCGUAUAUAGAUGCUUCUUACAUGAUAGCAUUCUUCUAUCCAAUUAUUCUAAUUGUCAUUUGCACUGUUUAUGCAGUGCUAACUAGAAAAAUACCAGAAGCCUUUAACGAAUCUAAACAUAUUGGCUUCACGAUGUAUACGACAUGUGUCAUUUGGUUAGCAUUUGUACCUUUGUAUUUUGGAACAGCAAAUCACGUCCCCCUGAGGAUAACAUCGAUGUCAGUCACGAUAAGUUUGUCAGCGAGUGUGACUAUUGCGUGUUUAUUUACACCAAAGUUGUAUAUUAUACUUGUCCGACCAGAACGAAAUGUGCGUCAAAGCAUGAUGACCCCACGGUAUGGAAUGCAUCGUGGUACUGGAACAGGUCCUUCUUCAAUGAUGGCAGCUGCUGUAGUAACAGCUGCAACAUGUGCCCAAGAGGAAAAUAUUCAAAAACAUAUAACACCCACAACUAUAGACGAAACUAAACUAACAUCUGUGAAACUCUGCGAAAUGGCAACACAAACUAUCGCUCUAUCAAACAUAUUUACAAACGCAACAUUGACGAACACCUACCAAAAUAUUCCUUUUGUUGAUCAAAUUGUGCCAAACCUGAAUGAAGUUCUGUUAAAUCGCAAUAACUACAUAGAACACGAGGUGAUAAAUAAUAAUAAAAUAAAAAGUAACACUAACAGUAACGGUAACGGCAACAACCGUUGCAAUCAAAAUCAACCUAUAAAGUCUUCACCCAUUGAAGAUGGUGUAGAGUCAAAAGUGAAUCAAAACCAUGCGUCAAAAGACCAAACAAACCCAACUCACACGAUAUCAGCAACAACAACAAUUAGUGAAAAUAAUGUAAUAGCAACAAGCUUAUAGCAAGGCGAUAUCAACAGAACUAGCAAUGCAGAAGCGGAAGGAAAACAAGAUUGUGAGCUAAAUAAAGCUGACGACAACGGUUGUUCUGAGAACGCCAAGCGGCAUGCAAUUCCCGUAUAGAAACUUUAGUUAUGUUGUUAAGUAAACAAGAUAGAGGAACAAAAUGUAACAUGUAACAUAUUUUUAAUGAGUUAGAGGACUUUAAGACAAUUUACACUAGAACGUUGUUUUUAUAUGAAAAAUGUGAACAAAUAACAUAUGUUAAGCUGAAUACCAUCACCAUAUGUACAUAACAUAAGUGAAAGGUAUCCAAAGCUAUAAAGAAGAAAAAGCAAUUGUAAAAAUGUAAAUACAUAUAUUCUUCCAAAAGUUUAAAUAUUGUAAAAAUUAUAAUUGAUAUUAAUUUUGUACCGUUACAUGCUAAUUAAGUUUCUGGUAGGCCUAUUUAUUAUUUCUUAGCCAAAUGGCUUUCUUUGUAAUUUCGGAACUGCUUUGUGAGCACAAGUUUAAAAAAUAUGUUUUCUUAUUUUUAAGCGAAAAGCGUUCUCGAUACAUAAGUAUGUAGUUGCAAACAUUAUUAUAGAUUACCUAAUUCAGUUUUGAAAAAAAAACUACAAUAUGCUAUUUUGGCACCAAAAAGCAGUGGAUCAAAUCCGCAGGGACCGAUCAUUAUAACAACCCUACAUUUAAAUAUCUGCGGCCGUAAUUAAUAACGUCAUUGCACAAAAUAGGAAUGUACAGGGUCAUGUGUUAAACAAUUUAAUUUAAUAAAACCACGUCUUUGCUCUAUGAACUGCAGACAUUUUGACGCCGACUUAAGGCUUAAUAUCUCAGAUUACUUUUAAAUCAUGUUCCAUGAAGAUUUCACGACUUUCUUACUUAGAAAUGAUGUGCUUUUAAAAAUCAAAUCCAUUUUUUUAAUUAUUCAAACAAACAAUCGAUACCCGUGGAUUGGUAUUAAGUGCGUAGACUGUCAUGUGAAAGGUCUUAUUUUCAAUCCUUUCCUGUGCCACCUAAAAAUUUUGUUCCCUGACAUGACUCGUACAAAGUAAUAGUUGAGAGUUUUAAGUCACUAGACCUUUAAGGACUGUCGCGUCAUCUGAUUUAUUAAUUUUUAUUUUUUUUAUAAAAUGAUUUGUUUUUACCAAUGAUUACUUUUAAUUUUGUAUUAUUAUUUUCAUAUUGCUUCUAAAUUGCUUUCGGACUUUAAGUGUCAAAUGCCAUUUAAGUAAUAAUGAUUAAUUUGUCAAAACUACGAAAUAAAAUUUGAAAAACAAAAUGUAAUAACAGAUAUAUUGCUGUCUAAAAUAGUCCCCAACAUUAUUUAGAGAGUUAUGCAUGUAAAUCCCCUUAACUUAAUUAUCAAAUGUAUCUAAAAUGUUUUUUCUGCAUGAAAAAUUCGAUUCAAAUUAUUUUGCAAUUCUCUGAGUAUAAGAGGCAAUAUUUAAAACUUUUUCCAGCAUUGCAACAUUUUUCGCUGAUUUGCGUUCAUAUGUGAAAACAACACAAGAAAUGUUAGCUUUUAUUAAGGAAUUAAAAAAUAUAAAGGUAGAAGAACAUCAGACAUGGGCACCGCCAUCAUUUUUAACAUACAUGACAUUUGUAAAAAAAAACAUGCCCACCUUGACUGAUUUUUUUUUAAAAUCAUUUAUCAAUCAUUUUCAUUAACAAUAGUAUCGAUUGAUUUAAAAGAUAGCCCGGUAACAACUGUUGUAUCUGAAAGUUAAUUUCGUCAACAUCCACAUUUUUGGAUGCCAAAAUAGUCCAGUUGUAAUUGAAGUAAUAAUCUGAAUCAAUUGAUGUUUUUUCCUGAAAAACAUUGCAGAAAUUGUGUGGCAGUUUAAUGCAUUGCGUAUUUGGUUGCAGUUCUAUAUUAUCGUUCCCGAUAUCUAGUAAUUGUUCAGAAAAUAUUUGUUGUGACGGAUCAUUUUACAAUAGUACGCGCAAGCUUAUGGCCAAUCGAAGCGUUUCAACAUUUCGCCAUUUUAUCCGCGGAAGUAGAGCGAUGUAUAUCCGGUAAGGUCUUCUGUAAAUCACUUGACGAAAGUAAGAGAGCACCACCAAAAAGUUUAUCACUGCCGUUUAAAUCUUGCAUAAUCCCGUUGGAUUCAUAGGGGUUAUUCUAUUAAAUUGUAGCUUAUAUGAAACGUUUGGAAGUUUUACACAGCUUCAUCUAUUGAAAACUUAUUCAAUCAAGUCAACAGAUGUCUAUAUCAUCGUUUGGAGCUAACACAUAAUUGUGACUGUCAAAUAAUAGACAAAUUAUUUGCAAUAGCUUCCAUUGCUUUACAUUUACCUUAAGAUACUUAUGAGAAGGUUAAAGUAUCUGCUGUCUGAAAAAGCCAACAAACUUAGACCAACAGCUGGUUCUGUUGUGAUAUCACAUCGAUAAAGGAUCUUCACUACUCGAAAAGAUAAUUUCGAGACAAUAAAUGACGAGAUUUCUCACAUCACUGAAAUUAUUAGACACUGUGUGGCCGUUAGAACAGAUUUGAAAGUGAGGAACUAUUUCUCCUCCUCCACCUCCUCUUCACCCAUGAAGUUUGUGUUAGAUUCCGCAUAAAAGUGAUUCGCUUUGCAUAAUAAAAAUGACUCAUUAUUUCAGGUAGACGCGGUUUGCUGCCACAAUUUAUGACCAAUACGUAAUACAGGCUUUUACCCAAUUUAUUAGUGAGCUUGUUUAAGUACUUUUGUAAGAGUUCUUUCAGUGUGUUUAGACGCUUUCUAUACGCAUUCGGUCUCCAUAUAGAAGUAUAAAUAUAAAGGCUCCGGAGACGAUGAGACUUUUAAUUUAGAUAUACAUACAUAGUCUUUGGCAAUAGUUGCGGAGCGUCUAUAAUGACAUAUAGAGGAAUUAUUAAUCUGUGCACCGCGAAAGGACCGAUGAAAUGUUGGUAUUCCAUCACCAACAUUAAAGAGGAAUAUGUGGCCUUACUUGCACACUUAUUCGAGAUAUUAAGGUGGAAAAAGGUUUAAUUUUUUUUACAUUGUGUUUGCUUUACUUCGAUCGUUAUUAAUAGUAUUGUUUAACAGUUUCCCAGAACAAAAUUCUAACCAAAUAAUCAGUUCGACUUCAAAAGUGAUCUAGUUCAAUGCAACUUCAUUCAUAUGUACUUCAAUUUUAAUUGCAGUAAUCAGAUUAGUAAAAUUUUACAAUUUAUUUUCUAAUGUUGUUAAUUUUAAUAAUUUAUAAUAAAUAAAUGCGUUAGCCUGCAGAGCUUUAAAUUUUCAAUGUUAAAAUAAUUAAAAAAUAUGACUUAUAGAUAAUGCUUGUGGCAUAGAUGUUCUUAGCUUAUAUAUAUUAUCUAUACAUACAAAAAUUGGCUAUAUAUGAUAGUUUACAAAAUGCUUAUAUGUAUUAAAAGAAUAAAAUGUGAUAUUCCUUGAUUUUUUCGAAUAGUUUAAUACAAUUUAAUAAUGUAACAAACUUUACUAGCCAUUUAAAUCAAUUUUUACUGGGUUAAUCUAAAAAUAAGAAAAUAGAAACUAAGAUUAGUUAGUUACUAAAUAAAUGCAAUUACAUUGUCGAAACUUCAACAGUGUUUUGAGUUUAAAUAUAAGUUUCAAAAUCAAAUACGUCUAAUAAUAAAGUUUCAAAAGGGAUAAAUUGAUUAAAAUUGGGUUCGCAAUUAGUAUUCUACAAGCCUUAGUUUUAUGAAUUUUUUUUUAACAUUCGUUUUGUGGAUAUCCCUUCUGUAACUUCAAUUAUUAUUCUCAACACGAACAUUUGUGAUUUGUGUUGAUUAACAAAUGGUGAUUAAAUUUGGAAGGUGUUCAUUUUGUGUUCCCAGAGCCCAGAACCCACAAAUGAAAAUUCCGAAAAACCUAUAUCUAAAAAAUAACUGUUUUAUUUUGUGUUUGUUAUAAAUAUGUACUAAAUCUAAUUAAUUACUAAUUAAGAAAAACUCAUUUUAUGUAAACAAAAGAAAAUAGAAUACAAUGCACUUAAAUUUGAGAAUAUUAUUAACUGCAUUGCAAACAAGUCUUCUUUAUUAAUCGAAUAUUAAUUUUAUGUUGUAAGGUUGUUUUUAAUAAAAGUACAAAUUAUAAAAGCAACUAAGUUGCUAUGACACUGAACGCAAACUUAGCACAGAUACAUAUGACUCAAAUUCGUGAUUAUCGUGUCUAAUAUAUCAUUACUUAAAUGUAAACUGUAGUUUAUAAUAAUAAAC